Molecule: messenger RNA, 809 nt
Organism: Olea europaea var. sylvestris
Lineage: Eukaryota; Viridiplantae; Streptophyta; Magnoliopsida; Lamiales; Oleaceae
Exons: 2
Coding region: 109-705 (198 amino acids)
Source: RefSeq, a predicted model, not a curated record
CAUACAUCCAUUUCGAUGACCUAAUUCCAUCAAGAGGAAGAAGGUGCUGCAACUGCAGGUGGUUGCAGGGUAGAGUUGGUGGCAGGCUGCCGUUGAUGGUGGUUAUCGAUGGCAAUGGACGGUCGGGAUGCGCCAGCACGUAAGGUGAUGGUGGUUGUGGACCCAACACGGGAAUCAGCAGCUGCUCUUCAAUACGUCCUCUCACAUGCAGUGAUAGAAAAAGACACCCUAAUUCUAUUCCAUGUUGAACACAACAAUGAAUGGAAAAAUCCCUUUGGUUCAUUUUUCAGAAAACCCUCGGUGCAAUCGGCUGGCUCGGCUAGCACUGUCACCUCCUCGUCGUCCAUGGAAGGUAGCGGAGGAGUUAUCAACUUUCUUGAGGCAAUGAAGCAUGCUUGUGAAAUUGCUCAUCCAAAGUUAAAGAUUCUUGUAGAGAAGACAGACAUGGUGGAUGGGAAAGACAAGGCUUCCCUUAUUCUUGCCCAAACCAUAGCCCAAAAAAUUGAUCUUCUUGUUAUUGGGCAGCGGAGGAGUCUAUCUAAUGCAAUAUUAGGGCAUAAAAGAGGAUCACUAAGAGGGCUGGAUACAGCAGAAUAUUUGAUUGAGAACAGCAAAUGCACCUGUGUUGCAGUGCAGAAGAAGGGUCAAAAUGCCGGAUAUCUUCUUAACACUAAAACACACAGAAACUUCUGGCUCUUAGCGUAGGCACCACCACAUGGAUCAUAUCAACCUGUUCCAUUUGUAAAUCGCUCAUUUCUUACCCUCUUUGCAGUUCUUUUUUUGUUAGAAAAAAUACAAUAAGGAAAUUA